Molecule: messenger RNA, 356 nt
Organism: Sturnus vulgaris (Common starling)
Lineage: Eukaryota; Metazoa; Chordata; Aves; Passeriformes; Sturnidae
Source: RefSeq, a predicted model, not a curated record
CAGCGCCGCUCGCAGGCUGUGACGGCCCGGGAUGGCCCGCACCAAGCAGACGGCUCGGAAAUCCACCGGCGGCAAAGCGCCGCGCAAGCAGCUCGCCACCAAGGCGGCCCGGAAGAGCGCGCCCUCCACGGGGGGCGUCAAGAAACCGCAUCGCUACCGGCCCGGCACGGUGGCGCUGCGCGAGAUCCGGCGUUACCAGAAAUCCACGGAGCUGCUGAUCCGGAAACUUCCGUUCCAGAGGCUGGUGAGGGAAAUCGCGCAGGACUUCAAAACCGACCUGCGCUUCCAGAGCGCGGCCAUCGGGGCCCUGCAGGUGAGGGACACACCUGGGACACACCUGGGCGGGUGAGGGACAC